Molecule: messenger RNA, 1963 nt
Organism: Cajanus cajan (pigeon pea)
Lineage: Eukaryota; Viridiplantae; Streptophyta; Magnoliopsida; Fabales; Fabaceae
Product: Rhomboid-related intramembrane serine protease family protein
Cellular component (GO): membrane
Molecular function (GO): serine-type endopeptidase activity
Source: RefSeq, a predicted model, not a curated record
UCAAACCAUGAAUGGCUGAACCCAGAUAAGGCACAGUGCAUAGAAUCGUAGAGAAUUAGUUGUCGUUGUUGAUCAUUGUCGAUGUCAAUUAACAACCACCAUUAAGCCAUUAUCAUAUACCAUUAAUGGAAAUACUAAGUAGCAACCACCCCAAGAUCUUCUUUUCAAUUCUGAAGCUUAUGUACAUGUCAUAAUUUAACAAACUUGCAUACACAGGUUUUCAUGGCUGCAUUUCUCAUGUGUUACAAAACGCUCUACAAGGACCAAAAUCUGCCAGCCCAAAAUGUAGUGAAGCAUAAUGAGAAGAGGCUCAUGUAUGAGUGUGAUAACAUGAUGAGGACCAGCUCUUCAAUUCCUGGUCAUGUUUGCAGAAGUUGCCAACCGUGGAAUAAAGUCAACAAUGUCCUCACAAAAUCAAACACAAAUGAGAAGAAUGUACCUAGGUGCACAUUUCUUGAAAGAGGUUCUUUGCACAAGCAUGUGACAAAACUUUGUGGUUCAAAGAUAGAAAACCUUCACAGAGUUAGGUGUUCAGCAGAGUCUAGCUCUGCUGAGAAGCAACUAAGGUCAUUAGACUCUUAUUUUCGAAAACUCCAAGAUAAUGCAAAAUUGCGUACAUUUGAUUCAUCACACAAGUUGAUACAGGUGCAUCACAUAGAGGGUGCUACAUCAAAAACUGCAUUGGAGUCUCUUGAUGAGUAUCUUAGCAAACUAAAUAUUGGCACAAACCAACAAUCUCGUAUGCCAUCUUAUGUUGAGAAUCUUAAUGAAGAAAAUUUAGCACCAAAGCAAUCUCUCAGCAAAGACAUUGAAAGAUCAAACUUUAGGAAACGAAAUGCUUAUGUGGAUAUAAGAAGACUAAAAGGUGUACAAGGUCCAAGGUCUGCUAUAGAUUCACAGCAACAUGAUGAAACCUCCAAUCUCUACCUAAUUGGCAUAUUGGCUUCUGUAAACAUUGCAGUGUUUCUAUUUGAAAUGGCAAGCCCUAUAAGGAAUGCUGAUUUAGAGCUGUUUUCCAUCCCACUACUAUAUGGAGCAAAGAUAAAUCAAUUGAUCAUGGUUGGAGAAUGGUGGAGGCUUGUAACACCAAUGUUUCUGCAUGCAGGAAUAUUUCACAUGGCUGUUAGUUGUUGGGCCCUUGUAACAUUUGGGCCUCAAGUUUGCAAAGGCUAUGGUUCAUUUACAUUUUUGUUGAUCUACAUAUUGGGUGGAGUUGCUUGCAACUUCACAAGUUUUCUACAUACACCAGAUCCCACUGUUGGUGGAACUGGACCUGUAUUUGCAAUAAUUGGUGCUUGGCUCAUGUAUCAAAUUCAAAACAAAGAUGUUGUUGCAAGUGAUGCUUCAGAGAGCCUGUUCCAGAAGGCAGUUAUCAUUACAGCUCUUAUUUUCAUAUUAAGCCACUUUGGUCCAAUUGACGAAUGGUCACACUUUGGAGCAACCUUCUCAGGCAUGGCAUAUGGCUUUCUAACUAGUCCAAUACUUCAAUUGAAUAAUACAUCAUCAUCAGGAACUGGUCAAGAAGAAGGACUCAAACUUGUUAGAAAAUAUGGUGAUUCUUGCAAAUCACUUUUCAUAUUCACCAUAUUCAUCAUUGUUUUAGGCUCAUUCCUUUUCUUCAUGGAUCCCCCACCAAAUGCACUGGCCUCUGCCAAUGUAGCAGCUGCUGACGCAUUAGAAUAUAUGCUUAUAUUUGGCUGAUGCAACAACAUGUCAUAAGGUUUCUGAAAGAUUUAUUACCUUGUAGAAGAUUAGUGGCAACUUCCCUACAAUAAGAGAUAUACGUUGUAAAAUAGGCAGAAAAAAGUGAGAAGUGCAUGAGAGGGACUUAUAUCACUUAGAUUAGGCUCUGCUGUUUAUUCUAGAAUAAACGUAUUAUAGUGUUACAAAAAUAUAAUUGUAUAAGGUAAGUCCCCGACCCAAUAAACUAUAUGUUAUACCAUCACCAGUAUUUUCAAGAGUA